Messenger RNA from Schistosoma bovis, 1065 nucleotides. The record is from the annotation of a GenBank genome assembly. NCBI's taxonomy places the organism in Eukaryota, Metazoa, Platyhelminthes, Trematoda, Strigeidida, Schistosomatidae.
UACUACUACUAAUAGUACUACUACUACUAGUUCUACUAUUAAUGGUACUACCACUACUUGUACGACAAAAACUAGUAUUACCAGUACCAAUAAUAAAACUACUAGUAGUACUACUACCAGUAAAAAUACUAAUAGUCAUUCUACUACUACUAAUUAUACUACAAGUAAUACCAAUGCCAGUACUACUGCUACUAGUAAAACCACUACUAGUAUUAUUAAUAUUAGUAGUAAUAUUACUAGUAAUACUAAUACUAGUACUCCUACUAUUAUUACUACCACUAAUUGCACCAAAACUACUAGUAUUACUACUACAUGUGGUACUACUACUAGAACUACUACUAAUAGUAAUACUACUCCUAGUACUACUAUUAUUAGUACUAAUACUACUAGUAAUAAUACUACUAAAACUACUACUACUAGUAAUACUAAUACUGGUACUACUACUAGUUGUAGGAAAACUACUAGUACUGCUACUACUAGUACUACCACUAUUAGUAUUAUUAAUGGUAGUACUACUACUACUAGUAAUACUACUACUAGUACUACUAUAACUAGUAAUAUUACUACCAGUAAUACUACUAGUAAUACCACUGCUAUUACUAAUAGUACUACUAAUACUAGUACUACUACCACUAAUACUACUACUAUUAAUAGUACUAAUACAACAGGUACUACUAAUAUUAUUACUACCACCCUUUGUACGACAACUACUAAUACUACCAAUACCAGUAAAAGUACUACUACUAAUACUAAUAAUGGUACUACUACUUAUAGUCAUACUACCACUAUUACUACUACUAAUAGUAAUAACACUGCUAGUACUAAUACUACUAGUAUUACUACUAAUACUACUACUAACACUUGUACGACAACUACUACUAUUACAACUACCAGUAAUAAUAAUGCUAGUAAUACUACUACAAGUACUACGACGACUAGUACUACUACUAAUAGUACUUCAACUAGUAGUAAUAAUACUCCUCCUUCUACUACUACUUGUACUACUACUACUACUAGUACAACUACUACCAGUAAUGUUCUACUACUACUAGUAAUAUACUACUA